Messenger RNA from Suillus subaureus, 786 nucleotides. Its product is annotated as maintenance of mitochondrial structure and function-domain-containing protein. The coding region runs from base 1 to 786 and encodes 261 amino acids. The record is from RefSeq and is a predicted model, not a curated record. Gene Ontology annotation, biological process: protein deneddylation. NCBI's taxonomy places the organism in Eukaryota, Fungi, Basidiomycota, Agaricomycetes, Boletales, Suillaceae. Gene Ontology annotation, cellular component: COP9 signalosome. The transcript has 7 exons.
AUGAACUCGCAAAUGGAUACAGACGAGCAAUCUGUAGUCCUCCCCUCCAUCCUCGGCGCAUUGCUAGGCACCCAGAACGGUCGAGAAGUCGAGAUUGUAAAUACAUUCGAACUUGCCACAGAAGAAGGUCGCGAUGACCUUGUAGAUCACGAUUUUUUGAUGUCUAGACGAGAUCAGUGGUACUGCUCGACGCCGCUCCUGCUUGUCCUACAACCAUCCACGAUAUCUUCUUCUGAUAUCACUGGGCAGACACUUCCUUUCAAGGCUUAUGAGCCCACUAUCGAAAUAAGGGAUAAGAAGACACGUUCUGUGUUUAUAGAGGCACCAUACAAGGUAGAGACAGGUGAAGCCGAGCGUAUUGCUGUCGAUUGGACAGCCAAGGGUGGCGGUGGGAGUACCAGCCUUGAAUCUCAUCUUCAGUCUCAACGGGCAGCAGUCAAAAUGUUACAUGAGCGAAUAUUAGUUCUCGUGCAGUAUGUGACAAACGUGAUCGCAGGCCAAAUUCCGACAGAUCAUACAACCCUUCGAUCUUUGUCUGCCCUGAUUGCCUCGUUACCGGCCAGUGAAAACAAGGGCUUCCGCGAUGAAUUUAACACUGAGUAUGAAGACGUCCAGCUUACUGCGUUUCUUUCAUCGCUUACAAAAUCAACAAACAUUUUGAAUGACCUUGUCGACAAGCACCUUGUACUCACAGGAGGAUCACGGGACGAUCGCACUCUAACUGUUAGGAGGAGGGGGAUGGGUAGACAAGGGAUGAUGCCAGGGGAUUGGGGGAUGCACCCAUAG